Mesitornis unicolor (brown roatelo) is the source of this 2565-nucleotide messenger RNA. RefSeq names its product phosphoinositide-3-kinase, regulatory subunit 2 (beta) (gene PIK3R2). The coding region runs from base 1 to 2196 and encodes 731 amino acids. Lineage: Eukaryota; Metazoa; Chordata; Aves; Mesitornithiformes; Mesitornithidae. The record is from RefSeq and is a predicted model, not a curated record. Gene Ontology annotation, molecular function: 1-phosphatidylinositol-3-kinase regulator activity; protein binding. The transcript has 15 exons. Gene Ontology annotation, biological process: insulin receptor signaling pathway; phosphatidylinositol phosphate biosynthetic process. Gene Ontology annotation, cellular component: phosphatidylinositol 3-kinase complex.
AUGGGCAGCACUGACGGAUUCCAGUACCGUGCCCUCUACCCCUACCGCAAGGAGCGUGAGGAGGACAUUGAUCUGCUGCCUGGGGACAUCCUGGUGGUGAGCAAGGGGGCCCUGCAAGCUUUGGGCUUCAAAGAAGGAGAUGAGCAGACCCCCAAUCAGAUAGGGUGGAUCUUGGGCGUCAACGAGCGGACCAAGCAGAAGGGCGACUUUCCCGGCACAUACGUGGAGUACGUGGGGCCUGUGAAGAUCUCAGUCCCUUCUCACCGGCCCCGAGUGCAGAGACCCCUCCCUGCAACGCCGGGGGCCAGCGGGGGGCGGCUGCCAGAGGCUCUGGAGCAAGGUAAGCGGUUGGGUUGGUCUCUCCCAGACCUGCAGGACCAGUUCAGCCCCCCCGAGAUCGCACCACCGCUGCUGGUGAAGCUGGUGGAAGCUAUUGAGAAAAAAGGGUUAGACAGUGAGAUGUUGUACAGGACAUCUGGCUCUGAGCUGAGGCAAGCGCUGAGAACCGAUUGGACCCUGGGCGACCCGGAGCCCUUCGAUGUGCACUCCCUGGGCGAGGCGCUGCGAGGAUACCUGCAGGACCUGCCCUCCCCCGUGGUGCCAGUGGCCGCGCACGGGGACAUCCUCCGUGUCCUGCAGGAGAUCCCUCAGCCGGAGAAUUGCCGGAAGCAGCUGCUGCUGGCCCUGGAGUCGCCUGCGGUCCCACUCCAGAACAUGCUCACCCUGCAGUUCCUGCUCCGGCAUCUGGGGAAGGUAUCGCAGCAGGCUGAGAGCAACAACCUCCACCCUCGGGCCCUGGGAGAGAUCUUCGGCCCCCUUCUCCUCCGUCUGCCUGGCGCCAGCCCAGAGCUGAGCCCUGACUUCUCCAUUCUGUUUCUGGAGACACUUCUGCAGACGAAGGAGUUGGAGCCAGAGCAGUUGCCUCCAGCUUUGCCUCCAAAACCACCUAAGCCAAAGCCCAGCGCAGCCAGCCUGGCCAACGGGAACAGCAUGCCCUUGCAGGAUGCUGAGUGGUACUGGGGUGACAUUUCCCGGGAGGAGGUGAAUGAGAAGCUACGAGACACCCCAGAUGGUACCUUCUUGGUGCGUGAUGCCUCCAGCAAGAUCCAAGGGGAGUACACGCUCACGCUCAGGAAGGGAGGUAAUAACAAGCUGAUCAAGAUCUUCCACCGGGAAGGGAAGUAUGGCUUUUCGGAGCCCCUGACUUUUGGCUCGGUGGUGGAGCUCAUCACCCAUUACCGGCAUGAGUCGCUUGCCCAGUACAACGCCAAGCUGGACACCAGGCUGCUCUACCCCAUCUCCAAGUACCAGCAGGACCAAGUGGUGAAAGAGGACAGCGUGGAAGCCGUCGGGGAGCAGCUGAAGGUCUAUCACCAGCAGUACCAGGACAAGAGCUGGGAGUACGACCUGCUGUAUGAGGAGUACACACGCACCUCCCAGGAGCUGCAAAUGAAGAGGACAGCAAUUGAGGCCUUCAACGAGACCAUCAAGAUCUUUGAGGAGCAGUGCCAGACACAGGAGAAAUGCAGCAAGGAGUACAUAGAGCGCUUCCGGCGGGAGGGCAACGAGAAGGAGGUGCAACGGAUCCUCAUGAACUCGGAGAAGCUGAAAUCUCGCAUCACGGAGAUCCACGACAGCAAGAUGAAGCUGGAGCAGGACCUGAAGAAACAAGCCUCGGAGAACCGGGAGAUCGACAAGCGCAUGAACAGCCUCAAGCCAGACCUCAUGCAGCUGCGCAAACUGCGGGACCAGUAUUUGGUGUGGCUGACGCAGAAAGGCGCCCGGCAGAAGAAAAUUAACGAGUGGUUGGGCAUCAAGAAUGAGACAGAGGACCAGUACUCCAUGAUGGACGACGAGGAGGAGCUGCCCCACCACGAGGAGCGGACGUGGUACGUGGGGAAGAUCAACCGCUUGCAGGCGGAGGAGAUGCUGUGCGGCAAGCGGGACGGCACCUUCCUGAUCCGUGAGAGCAGCCAGAAGGGGUGCUACGCCUGCUCCGUGGUGGUGGAUGGUGACACCAAGCACUGCGUGAUCUACAAAACGGCUACCGGCUACGGCUUCGCCGAACCCUACAACCUCUACGCCUCCCUCAAGGACCUGGUCUUGCACUACAAGCACACAUCCCUGGUGCAGCACAAUGACUCCCUGAAUGUCACCCUGGCGCACCCGGUCCUUUCCCAGCCGCCAGCCAGAUGAGCAGCCCAUGCACAACACAACAGCUGCCUUCAGCUUCUCCCCACGGCGCUGCUUUUCUGGCUCUGGACUCUUGCACCCUGUAUAGUUGAGUCUCUGUGCUCCUGCCCCUCCAGAGCCUCUGAGAUGUCCGUGACCGUUCCUGGUGUCCCUUUUGGUCAGUAGCUGAAACCCAUGUUGGCUGAUGGGACAAAAAAAAGCCUGGGCUGGUGACUCCCAGCAGGCUCUGGCCUCUAGGAGAUGGGAUCCAAUCGCGAUUGAAUUGCUGUGGGCGAGCGCAGCCCCCUCCCCUUCCCAAAAAACCAGUCAGAUCCCCUUCUUGCUGGCAGGUGCCCCGCUACGCAUCGCUGCAGAGCUACGUUCCCAAAUCCU